This is a messenger RNA of Cherax quadricarinatus, 1046 nucleotides long. The record is from RefSeq and is a predicted model, not a curated record. Lineage: Eukaryota; Metazoa; Arthropoda; Malacostraca; Decapoda; Parastacidae.
GUUUCUUUUUUCUUUAAUACAGUGUUUCAAAAACUCAAAAUGGCAGUCGAUGAUGAUGGUGAUAUUCUGCCUGAUCGUGAUGCAGCAAAAGGAUUUUAUGCCAAAUAUGAGCCAAAAGAAGUUUUGGGACGAGGAGGUUGCUCUGUUGUCCGACGCUGCAUUGAAAAGGAAACUGGACAACAGUUUGCAGCCAAAAUUAUUGAUCUGAGUGACUCCUCUGAUGAAGGAGUAUAUGAAGCAACUAUUCGGGAAAUAGAAGUAUUGCGCAUGGUAGCUGGGCAUCCGUAUAUUAUUGAACUUCACGAUGUCUUUGAAUCAUCAACGUUCAUAUUUUUAGUGUUUGAACUUUGUGAACAUGGAGAAUUAUUUGACCACCUCACAACAGUAGUUACCCUCUCUGAAAAGAAAACCAAACUGAUCAUGAGGCAACUGUUUGAGGCACUCGCUCACGUUCAUGGUAAGGGCAUUGUGCAUCGAGACCUUAAGCCUGAAAAUAUCCUUUUAGAUGACAACUACAAUAUCAAGCUCACAGACUUUGGCUUUGCAAAAGUAUUAGUGCCAGGAGAGACACUGACAGAGUUGUGUGGAACGCCGGGCUACCUAGCGCCAGAGUUGCUACGAUGCAAUAUGAUGGAAGGUGCUCCUGGAUAUGCUCACCAAGUUGACUUAUGGGCGUGUGGUGUUAUUAUGUACACACUAUUGGUUGGGUGUCCACCAUUCUGGCACAGAAAACAGAUGGUGAUGCUGCGUAAUAUUAUGGAGGGCAAGUACUCCUUCCAGUCUCCAGAGUGGGAGGAUAUUACUGAUGUUUGUGGUACACCUGGAUACCUUGCACCUGAAGUUCUGCAGUUUGCCAUGUAUGAAGGCUCCCAAGGAUAUACUCAUGCUGUUGACUUGUGAGUCAAACUCAUUUCUUGUCACAUUAUUUACACAGGACACUUAAAAAGGAUUCUUCUGCAUUUGCUUUCACUGAAACUUGUCAUUCGGGCAUGAACACGCUCACAACUCCACUUACUUUCACAAUUUUUAUUUACAACUAUCACUGA